AUGACAAACGUAAAGACAGCCGGGCUCAUCUUCAUCUGUUUUGCGCUGCUUCACAGUUUUGUAGCAGCAUUGAACUGCACCAGUCCGAGCCCUGAAGCCUUGCUUAAUGCACUUGAGAAGGAUUUAUUUCCCAAAAAACUGGUGCGCCCAGUACAACACUUUUCAGAUACAGUUAACAUAACCAUCAGUAUCACUGUGGUGGGAAUUUUAGGAGUGCAUGAAAAAGCCCAAACCCUGAAAACAUUCAUAUGGCAAGUCCUGGAGUGGGAUAUAGAGGGACUGAGCUGGGAUGAGAAGGAAUGUGGAACUAAAAGAGUCUCUGUCCCUCGGGAAAAUCUUUGGAUCCCAGACAUCCACAUCUCGGAGUUCAUGGACGAGGACAAAUCUCCCCAAACUCCCUAUGUCUACUUAUACAACACAGGUCGUGUUUUUGAUGAUAAGCCAGUCAGAGUGAUCAGUUCGUGCCAAUUAGGAAUCUACACUUUCCCCUUCGAUAUCCAAAACUGCUCUCUGACCUUUGAACCCUAUCUACACUUUGCUGCUGAUGUAAGAAUGAUUCAAGGCAGCACAGCUGCAGACAUCCUGGAGGAGUCCAGAGAAGUGCUCCAGACCAAUGGAGAGUGGGAACUUGCAGACAUCAAAGUAGCUCCAUCUACUCUGGUGUUAAAAGAGGCAAGCUACUCUGAGAUCAAAUACUUCGUCAUUUUAAGACGUAGGCCAACCCUGUAUGUGGUGAACCUCCUGAUCCCCAGCGCCUUCCUCAUCACAUUGGACAUUUUCAGUUUCCUGCUGCCUCCCCAUAGUGUGGACAGAUGCUCCUUCAAGAUGACCCUCAUCCUGGGCUACACAGUCUUCCUGCUCAUCAUGAAUGACCUGCUACCUGUCACUGGGUAUACAACACCUCUUUUGAACGUUGUAUUCUCUGUGAGUUUCGCUCUGAUGGUGGCCAGCCUGUUGGAGACCAUAUUUAUCACUAAUAUCCAGUUUAGCUCCAGCCAGUACAAUGCGGUGCCUCACUGGGUCAGCAUCCUUGUGCUGCGCUAUCUAGCUGUGGUUGUUUUUCUCCCCCCGAAAAAGAAGAGUAACCGUGUCACUGUCUCCCUUCACCCACCAGCUAGAGCAAUGAAUACCAGCAUCAUCUCAGCAAAUGAUCUUCAGAGCAUCUCUGGUUAUACACCUUCAGUAACACCCCCUCUGGAGCCAGCCCUGCAUGAACUGAUGAAGCUGAGCAAUGAUCUCAGGGCCAUCCGCCUCCAGAUGGAAAACCACUUCAAUGGAACCAAAAUCUCACAGGAGUGGUGCAUGAUCGGUAUAGUCAUAGACCGCCUGCUGUUUGGAAUGUACAUUGUUUUCAUCUUGGUCAGCUUUAUUACCAUCGCAUGUAUCUGGAUGUUGAGUAACUCAUACGUAAAGUAG
This is a messenger RNA of Thunnus maccoyii (southern bluefin tuna), 1416 nucleotides long. RefSeq names its product 5-hydroxytryptamine receptor 3A-like. NCBI's taxonomy places the organism in Eukaryota, Metazoa, Chordata, Actinopteri, Scombriformes, Scombridae. Gene Ontology annotation, cellular component: synapse; neuron projection; membrane. The transcript has 9 exons. Gene Ontology annotation, molecular function: transmembrane signaling receptor activity; extracellular ligand-gated monoatomic ion channel activity; neurotransmitter receptor activity. The coding region runs from base 1 to 1416 and encodes 471 amino acids. Gene Ontology annotation, biological process: regulation of membrane potential; monoatomic ion transmembrane transport; chemical synaptic transmission. The record is from RefSeq and is a predicted model, not a curated record.